AUGUUUGACAGGAUCCUCCAAUGGCGGAGACUAGAUCCCGACUUACACGGACCGGCAGAGGAGAUUGUACAAAUCUCAAGUCCACCUGCAGCGCCCCAUAGCACCGCAAUGUCUCGCCAAAACGAAAACCUAGCAUCGGUUCCAGAUCGGGCCCAGGGCUUGUCGGAGCGCCAUUCUUCUGGGGUCGCCCUGCGAGCCGACACUCGUCACACGCAGGACGACGAAGCAAUCACGACGGAGCGCCGCAAGUCCCUGCGAUUGCCUGACUUGUUCCGUAAACGUUCAUUGAGUGCAAGUGCAUAG
Molecule: messenger RNA, 303 nt
Organism: Exophiala xenobiotica
Lineage: Eukaryota; Fungi; Ascomycota; Eurotiomycetes; Chaetothyriales; Herpotrichiellaceae
Exons: 2
Coding region: 1-303 (100 amino acids)
Source: RefSeq, a predicted model, not a curated record